This is a messenger RNA of Trifolium pratense (red clover), 1070 nucleotides long. RefSeq lists its product as uncharacterized. The coding region runs from base 204 to 527 and encodes 107 amino acids. The transcript is spliced from 2 exons. Lineage: Eukaryota; Viridiplantae; Streptophyta; Magnoliopsida; Fabales; Fabaceae. The record is from RefSeq and is a predicted model, not a curated record.
AAAAAUUAAAUUUGAAAUUGGGCUUAAAUAUUAAGCAAUUUUGAUCGAUUAGAUGCUUCUUGAUUGGUUCUUCUUUGUAACUAACAAAGAAAAAUUAAUUUCUGGUUCUGAAAAAGUCGCCAUAGUCGACGUCGUCGUCAUUCUAAGAGAGAGAAAAAAUAAAAAAGAGUUUGAUAUAGAGAGAGAGAAGGUAGCAGCAUACGAUGAUAACGCGAUCGAAUCUUGCGGAACAGCUGCGAGAUUAUCAGAUUCGAUCCAAACAUGAUUGGGCUUCUGUCUCCUUCUUCUCUUCUACUUCUUCCAAUAUCACCACUUCCAGGGUGGAUGUGGUGGUCUUUGUAAUAUGGGAACUUGUUAUUUUAGCUUUCUUGGUUUUUUCAGUUGUUUCUUUGUACUUUAAGCAUAUCCGGCUUGCUUUUAUAUUAGUCUGCGUCACAGUGCUAUUGCUUUUAUGCAUGAAAAUUACAAAGCAAGUAAGACUGGCGAGGAAAAAGAAACGAAGGAUGCUUCUUCCGUUGUCAAUGUAAAGUGGUAUGAAGGGUUGAUCUAUGCCCAAUUUCCUUUUCUCUCACCACCUUUUUUCCGGAAUAGGGUCUUGGCCAUUCAAGAGCAUUUUCUAUUGAUCCAGCUCCUCAUUCGUCAUUGAGUUGUGUAACUUCUGAUUCUGCCUAUAGCAAGUCGACUAAAGAACAUAAAUGGUGUUUUUUCAUCAAAACAAGCUUAUCCAGUUGGUUCAUGUUGAUCCUUAUUGAAGGUGGUGUAACUUAGUUGUGCUAGGAUCCUGUCACAUAUAUCUAUUUUGAAUUUCUUUUUGGCUGUCUAUGUUUAUGUAUACGUAGUACAACUGAUGCAAGUUACUAUUAAGGUUUUGACCCCUUUGAUAGUGUGGCGAACUUACAUGCAAAAGUUCAAAUACUAUCAGGUGAAUUAUUGUGUAAAGACAAUGUAGUUGCUGAGUAGUUAUAGCUGUUGGAUAUUAUGCAGAAGGUGCUUAAUUUUUAGCACAUUCCAAAUAUAAACUGUGUUCUAUUUCCACAAAUUUUACAUGAAGUUGUCUUAUGAUUCAUUAA